UCCUAAGGAGAAUAUGGCGGCCGCCACGUCCUCCGCGACAACCGUCCCGUCCUCCGCAACAACCGUUCCGUCCUCCGCGACAACCGUUCCGUCCUCCGCGACAACCGUCCCGUCCUUCUCGAUAACCGUCCCGUCCUUCUCGAUAACCGUCCCGUCCUCCGCGACAAUCGUCCCGUCCUCCGCGACAACCGUUCCGUCCUCCGCGACAAUCGUCCCGUCCUCCGCGACAACCGUUCCGUCCUCCGCGACAAUCGUCCCGUCCUCCGCGACAACCGUUCCGUCCUCCGCGACAAUCGUCCCGUCCUCCGCGACAACCGUUCCGUCCUCCGCGACAAUCGUCCCGUCCUCCGCGACAACCGUUCCGUCCUCCGCGACAAUCGUCCCGUCCUCCGCGACAACCGUUCCGUCCUCCGCGACAAUCGUCCCGUCCUCCGCGACAACCGUUCCGUCCUCCGCGACAAUCGUCCCGUCCUCCGCGACAACCGUUCCGUCCUCCGCGACAAUCGUCCCGUCCUCCGCGACAACCGUUCCGUCCUCCGCGACAAUCGUCCCGUCCUCCGCGACAACCGUUCCGUCCUCCGCGACAAUCGUCCCGUCCUCCGCGACAACCGUUCCGUCCUCCGCGACAAUCGUCCCGUCCUCCGCGACAACCGUUCCGUCCUCCGCGACAAUCGUCCCGUCCUCCGCGACAACCGUUCCGUCCUCCGCGACAAUCGUCCCGUCCUCCGCGACAACCGUUCCGUCCUCCGCGACAAUCGUCCCGUCCUCCGCGACAACCGUUCCGUCCUCCGCGACAAUCGUCCCGUCCUCCGCGACAACCGUUCCGUCCUCCGCGACAAUCGUCCCGUCCUCCGCGACAACCGUUCCGUCCUCCGCGACAAUCGUCCCGUCCUCCGCGACAACCGUUCCGUCCUCCGCGACAAUCGUCCCGUCCUCCGCGACAACCGUUCCGUCCUCCGCGACAAUCGUCCCGUCCUCCGCGACAACCGUUCCGUCCUCCGCGACAAUCGUCCCGUCCUCCGCGACAACCGUUCCGUCCUCCGCGACAAUCGUCCCGUCCUCCGCGACAACCGUUCCGUCCUCCGCGACAAUCGUCCCGUCCUCCGCGACAACCGUUCCGUCCUCCGCGACAAUCGUCCCGUCCUCCGCGACAACCGUUCCGUCCUCCGCGACAAUCGUCCCGUCCUCCGCGACAACCGUUCCGUCCUCCGCGACAAUCGUCCCGUCCUCCGCGACAACUGUCCCGUCCUCCGCGACAACCGUCCCGUCCUCCACGACAACCACCGCCUCAUCGUCAUGGAAUAUCAUGCAAUCGCCGCCGAGCACGUUGACGCCGAUCGUCGAUCGAUGGCCAGGCAACCUACUCAAUCUCAACGAUCGUCCAGCAUCGUACAUCGAAACGAUACGUUAUCUCGAUUCGGAGAACUCGCGGUUGAAGCGGGAGGUGCAAACCACCCAGGAAACUUUCAAUCGGGAAAUGUCCAACAUCGAGGCCGGAUUCUUUAACAAGCGGAAGCUGUUCGACGAGGCGGACACGGAACGCGUCAAGCUCGAGCUCAAUAUCAAACGCUUGCGGGAUGAUAACGAAGAUCUCAAGAACAAGUAAGUGAUACUGUAGUAUUUUUUCACAUUGUUUCUUUACUUGCGAAAUGGGUAGGAAAGUCAAAUGGUGUUAAUAAAAAUUAUAUUAAUAUUGAUAGAUAUUGGCGUAAUUGAGCUUGUGAUAUUUUGAGAAUCAUUGUGUCUGUCUAGAGUGUGAAUUUCUGUACAGAAAUAACUCGAUGUAAGAAUUUUCAUUACGUUUUGUGCUUAAACAUGAAUUGGGUCGCUUGUUGGAUGCAUGAUAGAUGUGUACCGUUGUUUAAUGAAAAUAAGUGCACUGCAGUAG
Formica exsecta is the source of this 1888-nucleotide messenger RNA. RefSeq names its product flocculation protein FLO11-like. Bases 14 to 1606 code for a protein of 530 amino acids. The record is from RefSeq and is a predicted model, not a curated record. NCBI's taxonomy places the organism in Eukaryota, Metazoa, Arthropoda, Insecta, Hymenoptera, Formicidae. The transcript has a single exon.